Messenger RNA from Glycine soja, 942 nucleotides. RefSeq lists its product as uncharacterized. NCBI's taxonomy places the organism in Eukaryota, Viridiplantae, Streptophyta, Magnoliopsida, Fabales, Fabaceae. Gene Ontology annotation, biological process: proteolysis. Gene Ontology annotation, molecular function: aspartic-type endopeptidase activity. The record is from RefSeq and is a predicted model, not a curated record. Bases 1 to 942 code for a protein of 313 amino acids. The transcript has 2 exons.
AUGUCUAACAAAAAAAGCACGGAGUUUGCAAUUAAGAAUCUGGAAGUCCAGGUGGGCCAGCUUGCAAAGCAAUUAGCUGAAAGAUCAUCAAACAGCUUUACAGAAAACAUAGAGAAAAAUCCUAAAGAAGAGUGCAAAGUUGUGAUGACUAGAAGCAAAAUGGCAAUCCAAGUGGAGGAAAGUAGAGCUGAUCAGAAGGUGGAGGGAGUUAAACAACAGCUGGCUGAUGAACUGGCGCUAGAACCGGUUGAUGAUUUAGUUAAACUUGAAGAAAUUGUUGAGGAAGCAGAAGAAAAGAAGAAAGAGGCUACUCCUAUUGAAUGCAAGGAGGUACCUUAUCCAUUGGUACCUUCCCAGAAAGAUAAAGAGCGACAUUUGGCUAGAUUUCUUGAUAUCUUCAAGAAACUGGAAAUUACUUUGCCAUUUGGAGAAGCACUUCAGCAAAUGCUCCUGUAUGCCAAAUUAUUAAAGGAUAUGCUAACUAAGAAGAACUGGUACAUCCAUAGUGACAGAAUUGUUGUGGAAGGUAAUUGUAGUGCUAUGAUUCAACGCAUUCUUCCACCCAAGCACAAAGAUCUUGGAGUUGUCACGAUACCGUGUUCUAUUGGUGAGGUUCCUAUAGGCAAAGCUCUCAUAGACUUGGGAGCUAGUAUCAAUUUAAUGCCUCUUUCCAUGUGCCGACGACUUGGAGAGAUAGAGAUAAUGCCUACACACAUGACCCUCCAGUUAGCUGACCGAUCCAUCAAAAGGCCAUAUGGAGUCAUUGAAGAUGUUUUGGUGAAGGUUAAACACCUUAUAUUUCCAGCUUAUUUUGUUGUCAUAGAUAUAGAAGAGGAUGCUGACAUUCCUCUCAUUCUUGGCCGGACAUUCAUGUCUACUACAAGCUGCAUGGUGGACAUGGGAAAGAAGAUACUGCAGAUGGGCAUAGAAGAUCAACUUUGA